GUGGAGUCUCUUCUUAGUAGAUGCCAAAAUGUAGUAUAUAUAUAAGACCAUUACUCCCCCUGUUAAUGUAAUUACUCUACUUUAAUUUUCUAUACAUUCUAAUUAUAAUUAUAAUUAUACUACAUUCGAUAAAAAUGAACUCAAUUGAACAACUCCAAGCUUUUCAAAACAAUUGGGCUACUCAAUUGGUUCAAUGUCAAUCUAAAACUUCUAUUGCCAUGAAUUAUUUGGAUGAUUCCAAAUUAUUGUCUGAAAAAGAAUUUAAUAUUACCAAUAGUACAAUUCAACUGUUAUUAUCUAAAAUUCAAUCAGGACAAUUAACAUCAUUUGAAGUAUUAAUAUCAUUUAUUAAGAAAUCUUUACUUAUUAAUGGUAAUUCAAAAGUUAACUAUACCAAUAUCUCAGAAGCUUUAUUGAGAGCUCAAUAUCUUGAUUUCUAUUAUAAAACAUAUGGGAAAACAUUGGGGAAAUUCCAUGGUUUACCCAUUGAUUCUAAACAAUUAAACAAAUUUCAAUCCGUAAUAGGAUUAUCUGAUGCUAAUGAUACUACAAUUGGUGAUAAUGGAGUUAUUAUAAUCAAGGAUUUGCAUAUACCUUUAGUCAUUAGAUCACAACAACCUAAUACUAGUACUUAUCCUAUAAGUUCUAAUACUACAACCUGUUACUCAAGAAGUUUUCAGGCUCGAUUACCUUCUCUGAUUAAGAUUUAGAUAUUGAUGAUUACAUCAGACUAAGUCAGUUCAAUUCAAUUAUAUUAGAUUUUAGUUCUUUCUUUACUUUAUUUGUUUAUUGCUUGCAAUUACACACCGGUCACUUUUGGAGUUCAUUAUUUAGUUAUUUAUUUUACAUAUAUACC
This is a messenger RNA of Scheffersomyces amazonensis, 856 nucleotides long. RefSeq lists its product as uncharacterized. Bases 135 to 710 code for a protein of 191 amino acids. Lineage: Eukaryota; Fungi; Ascomycota; Pichiomycetes; Serinales; Debaryomycetaceae. The transcript has a single exon. The record is from RefSeq and is a predicted model, not a curated record.